Messenger RNA from Didymodactylos carnosus, 3096 nucleotides. NCBI's taxonomy places the organism in Eukaryota, Metazoa, Rotifera, Eurotatoria, Philodinida, Philodinidae. The record is from the annotation of a GenBank genome assembly.
AUGUGGAAUUGCAAGAAUGGAACCGAUGAGAAAAAUUGUGAUUCUGAGUUGAAUGAAGUUCCUGAAAUUCCCUACUAUUCUGAUGUGAUAAAUUAUCAUUUUCGUUGUACUAAAAAUGAACAUUAUUGCAUAAAAUUCAUAAAUAAUUUUAAUGACAUCAACAUGACGUGUUUACCCUUACAAAAUGCUGGUGAUGGUGUAGUUGAUUGUAUUGGUGGUACUGAUGAACGUUUAACGAAUAUUUGUACACAGCUGAAUCCACUGGAAUUUGAUAAACGUUUCUAUUGCAUGAAUAGUACAGUUUGUAUAACACCAAAGCAAGUGUGUGAUGGAAAAGUUGAUUGUCCAUUUAGUGAUGAUGAGCUAGUUUGUCCAGGGUUAUGGUCGUCAAAUUCUACGAAAGAUCACUGUAAAGAUGUUUCUCUACGUUGUCCCCUUAAAUCUAGUGAUUCAAUCAAUUGUCCAAAUAAAGAAGAUAUUUGGUUUUGUGAUCUUGAUACAUCAUUCAGCUUUGUGGAGAAAAAAAUGAAUGAUCUUGAAAACUGGUAUCUUAUUGAUUCCUACCCUAGAAAAAUGCUAAAGACUACAGCUCUAGAUAAAAAAACUAACAGUUUUCGAAGUAAACGCUUAGUAGUCGAAACAUCUGAUGAUAGUUAUAAUCUAUUAUUUUGGAAAUGCAACCGUGGUAUAUUAAUGCAGACAUUACUGAACAACAAUGACGCCAUACUCGAAUGUCUUUGUUCACCGGGCUAUUAUGGUGAUUAUUGUCAGUAUCAGUCCAGACGCAUAACUGUUCUGCUGAAAAUUGUUCCUGCAAUUUAUUUUAAUCCAUCAAUAAUAUUUCGAUUAAUUAUUUAUUUGUUAAAUGAAAAUGAUUCGGUUGUAUCACACGAAGAAAUUGUAUAUAAUUCUUAUAUGCAUGAACGAAAAAAGCACAUGGUGUAUUUAAUACAGGAACGGUUCACUGCACAACGUCCGCUAGAAAACAAGAUUCGUAUUGAUUGUUAUCUGAUAACUUUAUCAGAUGUUCAAUAUAUAUCAAGCUGGCUUUUCAACAUAUCGUUUCCAUUUCUUCCUGUGAAUAGAUUAGCUGCUGUGAUAGCUCUUAAGAAUGAACCAUUGAAAGGAUAUAAUUGUAAGAAAAUAAAUUGUGGUUCAAAUGGAAUAUGUAUGUACUAUAUAAAUUGGAAAGAAAAAGAAUUUUGCUGGUGUAACAGAGAGUGGUUUAGCGAAAACUGUGAUUUACAAUUAUCGUCAAAGUUGUGUAAUAAAACGUCAUGUUCUCCUCAUUCUCAAUGUGUUGUAUUCAAUAAUCAAAAAGCAAAAUGUAUUUGUCCAUUAGGCAAAUAUGGUCCAGAGUGUUAUAUAAACUAUGAUCCUUGUGCUAACGUUGUGUGUGAAAACAAUGGUUCAUGUCUGCCAUUAGACAACAGAAACUUUGGUUAUGUUUGCGUUUGUUCAGAUGCAUUCAAAGGAACUCACUGCGAAAUGACUGCUAGACUAACAAAUAUUUUAAUUAAUAUUAGUGCCACGUCAUUGUCUGUAAUACCCGCCGUUGUUCAUAUUUGUGUCGACAACAUUAACAAAAAUAUCUUUCACUUGUUUAAAAAUAUUUUGUCAACGAGUACGUUUAUCAUGUCACACACACGGUUUAUGCAGUGUGAGGCUGAAUAUGUACACAUAUUCUUUAAUAUAACUACAAAUUUUUAUUACAUGAUCAAAUAUAACUCACCUGCUACAACUUUCGAUACAUCGCUUAUAUCAGAAAAUUUAUGUCCAAGUAUAGGUGAACUAUUCAAUGAAACAGUUUUAUAUAGAUACACAUAUUUGAAACGAUUGAAGCUAUAUCAUAAACCGUGCCAGUUGAAUUUAGCUCUACGUUGUUUUUUCGAUGAACAUUACAUGUGUUUGUGUACUAGAGACCACAAUAGCGAAUGUGCUGCUAUUGAUAACAGCUACAGUAAUUGUCAACAUUGUUACAAUCAUGGUUGGUGUAUAGAACGAAAUCCUCUACAAGCUCAAUGGGAUUAUGUUUGUUUGUGUCCAAAAUGUUAUUUUGGUACGAUAUGUCAAUUUACAACUGGACAAUAUUUUAUCACAUUAGACAUCUUAGUUGGUGCAGAAAUGAUAACAGGCAGAGCAUCUUUAGAACAACAGCCAAUUUUUAUUAAAGUAGCAUUAGGAGUUCUUAUUUUGAUUUUGAUCGUAGGAUUAGUUUGUAAUACAUGUAGCAUCAUUAUUUUUUGUGAUACGGAAUUGAGACAAAUUGGUUGUGGUAUAUAUCUGCUGUAUUUGUCGAUCGUAAGCCAAGCUGGUUUGAUUAUAUUCGGAUUGAGAUUUACUUAUAUGUUGUUAACACAAAUGUAUGUGUUUGAAAGUUUGUUGCUCUUAAAAGUUAGUUGUGUGUUUCUUGAGUAUUUUGUUCGUUUAAUACCAUCGAUAUUUGAUUGGUUAACAGUUUGUGUCGCUUGUGAACGAGCCUACACAGUUAUGAAAGGUAUUAAUUUUACAAAAAAUUUAAGUUUAAAAACUGUUAGAAUAGCUCACUCGCUGAUUCCAGUGGUUUUUCUCGUAAAUAUUUUAAGCUCACUACAUCGUCCGUUCAAUUUAAAUUUAGUCGACGAACCAACGAUAGCUGCUAACAUUCAAGGGCAUCCAUGGUGUCUGCUAAACUUUAAUUUGAAAUGGUUAAAUUCAUACGAAAUAUUCAUGAAUUUAUUUCAUUUAAUAUUACCCUUUUCAAUUAAUUUAGCGUCAACAAUUCUAUUUUUACUAUAUAUAAUAAAAAAAGAAUUAUUAUCAAGCAUAAAUAAGACUAAGAAUAAAUUAAAAUCAACAAUAAUUAAAGAACAAUUACUUAAAUAUAAACCGAUAAUAAUCAGUCCAUUGUUAAUUAUUUUGUCUGAAUUACCCCGUUUAAUUUUAACAUUUGUUUUAGCUUGUAUUGAAUAUAAAUGGCAAAUAUAUUUAUAUUUUUUUGGAUAUUUAGCUUCACUUUUACCACUGACAGCUACGUUAUUUAUCUAUGUAUUGCCAUCACCAAAUUAUAAAAAGAAAUUUAACUCAUUUCUAAGAAGUAGAUUCGGGUGUAAGUAG